Molecule: messenger RNA, 2156 nt
Organism: Pecten maximus
Lineage: Eukaryota; Metazoa; Mollusca; Bivalvia; Pectinida; Pectinidae
Product: tRNA pseudouridine synthase A-like
Exons: 19
Coding region: 86-1489 (467 amino acids)
Biological process (GO): tRNA pseudouridine synthesis; mRNA pseudouridine synthesis
Cellular component (GO): nucleus
Molecular function (GO): pseudouridine synthase activity; RNA binding
Source: RefSeq, a predicted model, not a curated record
ACUGGCAGCAGAGCCAGUGCCAGUACAUUGGAUCCGCUUGAUUACAGAUUGCUCCAAACAUCUGAUCAGAUCCCAACGAUCUAAGAUGUCGGGGGCUGUAUUAAGUUGUGAUGCUGGUGCUGAAGUGAAGGAGGACAUCCAACAAGGUCCAGCAAAAGACGACACUCCAGAAAUUACAGGCGAGAAAAGAAAACUUGAAAAUGAUGAAGUGACAACAUCAGUUAAAAGGGAAAAGACCGACGUUGAACCUGAGGCACAAACAGAAGCAACCCCUCUGAAAAGGAAGAAGGUAGCCCUGCUCUUGUCUUACAAUGGGAAAGGAUAUUUUGGUCUUCAGAGACAGAAAACGCUGCCUACAAUAGAAGGAGCCCUGGGGAAAGCACUCCUCAGCGUGGGUGUGAUAACAAAGGAAGACGAGGAUACACCACAAAAGAUUCGAUUCCAGCGAGCUGCAAGGACUGACAAAGGAGUAUCAGCAGCAGGAAACCUUGUCUCCCUUAAGAUGUCUUUGCAUGUGGAGAACUUUUUAGAGGAAAUCAGCAAGGUUUUACCACAACAGAUAAAAGUACAGGCUUGUAUAAGAACAACGAAGGCAUUUGACAGUAAAAAUUUCUGCGAUGGAAGGACCUAUAGCUACCUGACACCAACUUUUGCCUUCGCUCCUCUUAAACUGGCAGUCACAGAAAAAUACAGAGUUCCAGAUGAUACUAUCCAGAGAGUUCGAGAACUUAUAAAGAGAUUUGAGGGAACACAUAACUUCCACAAUUUUACUUCGGGAUUGAAGCCAACAGAAGCCAAGGCUAAACGGUACAUCAUCAGUUUUAAGUGUGGUGAACCGUUUGUACGAGAUGACAUAGAGUUUGUACAGCUCACUGUUCGGGGACAGAGCUUCAUGCUUCAUCAAAUCCGCAAAAUGAUCGGUUUAACUAUGGCCAUUGUGAGGGGCCACUGUGAAGAGGAUGUAAUCAACAAGACUUAUUCCCUUGUCAAGGUAGAUGUUCCGAAGGCUCCAGGAAGCGGUCUCUUGUUGGAGGAGUUGCAUUAUCAGAACUAUAAUAGGAGGUAUGGACACGAUGGCAUGCACCAAUCUCUGGACUGGACCAUUUACAGAGAGGCAAUAGAAAAAUUUAAAGAGGAACAUAUCUACCCAGAAAUGAUCAGGUCUGAAAAAGAGGAGCAUUCCAUGAUGACAUGGCUGACUACCCUAGAGCAGCAUGACUAUGAUGAAAUACCUGCCGAAAAAUUAUUAAACUGGAAAUACAAAGAGAAUAAAGAACACAGUAAAAAUGAGAAAUCUUCAAGUACUGAAAAUCCAGAGACAUCAGAGGUAAAAGACACCAAAAGCUCUUCUACUGAAAAUGAAAAGGAUGUGUCGGACCAAGAACAAACCAAGAAUUCUGUGGAGCUGUCAACCGCAGCCAAGGAUAUGGUUGAGAGAUCAGAAUGUAUGAACGAUAAGAAUACAGAUAACAAGAUGGAGAUCUUAUGAUACGGACUUCAGAAAUUAUCCUAAAAUGUGACAAUAUGGGUCAUAUACAGACUUUCAGAAAUUAUCCUAAAAUGUUACGAUAUAGGUCAUAUACUGACUUUCAAUGGGUCAUAUACAGACUUUCAGAUAUUGUCCUAAAAUGUGAUUUUAUGGAUCAUAAACUGACUCAGAAAUUGUCCUGAAAAUUUGAGGAUUUGGGUCUUAUACCGACUUUCAGAAAUUGUCCUAAAAUGUGAUGUUAUGGGUCAUAAACUGACUCAGAAAUUGUCCUGAAAAUUUGAGGAUUUGGGUCUUAUACCGACUUUCAGAAAUUGUCCUAAAAUGUGAUUUUAUGGAUCAUAUACUGACUCAUACAUUGUCCUGAAAAGGUGAUGAGAUGGAUGAAAUGAAAAAUACCCAUUGCGUUAGUUUGGAGCACUUGUGUUCUAGACUUGUGAGGAUGUUAGAGGCACUCCUGUCUGUCUGUGUACAAGAGAAGUGUAUGCUUCUGGCAGCCUGUUUCUAUUGACUAACAUACUAUAGGUCAUUUACUAGACAUGAGGAAACUGUCCACAGUGAUAUAUAUUGGCCUGUGUGAUUCGUAUUGAAUUGAUAUUACAUGGUGCAAUGUCGCCUGACAACUGUGAUGUCAUAUUAAGACAAUAAAAUCAAUGACUGCAAUCUAAAA